GUCCACCUACAGGAUAGUGGGUGAGCGAACUCUACGCCAACAUUCGCAUGCCCAAUUCCGCCGCAACCUACGCGAUGCCCUCCUCCAUAACUCUAUUCGUGUUCGCAAGCAACAUACAGUAGAAGGAGUGAAAGGAAUAAUGGACAUAGUAUGGCAGCCGGUCAAGGAGCAUAAGCUAGCUAAGGUGUUUAAAAAACAACACCUCUGCGCUGCCUGCAAGGAGGCAAGGCGUACUACUACAACACCACACUAUGGGGCUCGGAAGCCACUUGCGAAUCUAUCUAUCAACACCACAAGAAAGGAAAGAGGCGAUAGUCAUGGCUGGAAGCGUCGUAUAAGGACGCCUCGGACGAAUUAUGGUUGUACAGUUUGUAUGAUUGCAUUCUGUACAGGUUCACAGUGUUGGAGUGAACAUCUAGCAAAGCUCAACUCCAUAGAAUAGGCCUGUAUAGCUAUCUACAAGCAAUUCGAAUAGCCUCAGGUCAUUGUAAUUCUCAUCACGGAGGAAGGAAUCAGAGCCUCUUAUUGGCCGCAGCCUUAUCGAUAACGUAGGACCCAUUUCAACG
Mytilinidion resinicola is the source of this 566-nucleotide messenger RNA. RefSeq lists its product as uncharacterized. The transcript has a single exon. Lineage: Eukaryota; Fungi; Ascomycota; Dothideomycetes; Mytilinidiales; Mytilinidiaceae. Bases 140 to 442 code for a protein of 100 amino acids. The record is from RefSeq and is a predicted model, not a curated record.